GCCCUCAUCUUCUUACCGCAACCAUCGAGCAAGCCCGCGAUGUCGACCCCUGUGACGAAGAAAAUGCCGUACGUUCGUCUGGGUAACUCCGGGCUCAAGGUUUCUAAGAUCAUCCUGGGAUGCAUGUCCUACGGCACCCCCGAUUGGCAGCCGUGGGUCCUUCCGGAAGCGGAGGGUAUCAAGCACAUCAAGCUCGCCUACGACGCCGGCAUCAACGCCUUCGACACCGCAAACGUCUAUUCCAAUGGGGAGUCGGAGAUCAUCCUUGGCAAGGCCAUCAAGGAGCUCAAGCUUCCGCGGGACGAGAUCGUGGUGUUGACGAAGGUCUUCUUCACCGUCGCCCAUAGCCCGAGCGAACGCCUGUUUGGCGUCAGCAGUGCGGAGGUCGAUCAGCGGGGGUACGUCAAUCAGCACGGGCUGUCGCGCAAGCAUAUAUUCGACUCGGUCAAGCGGUCUCUCGAACGCCUGCAACUCGACUACAUCGACGUCCUCCAAUGCCAUCGCUUCGAUCCCGACACGCCGAUCGAGGAGACGAUGCAGGCGCUGCACGACGUCGUCAAGGCGGGUUACGUGCGCUACAUCGGCAUGUCAUCGUGCUGGGCUUGGCAAUUCAGCGUCAUGCAAAACUACGCGAUCGCGAACCACCUCACUCCCUUCAUCUCGAUGCAAAACCAUCACUCGGUCAUCUACCGCGAGGAGGAGCGCGAGAUGUUCCCCACCCUGAAGCAUUUCGGCGUUGGAAUCAUCCCGUGGAGCCCGCUCGCGCGAGGAUUGGUCACGCGUCCGCUCGGUGAGCAGACUAAGCGGCACACGUCAGACGCGACCAUCCACCAGUACCUCGGCGGAAGCACGGAGGCCAUCGUGUCGAGGGUCGAAGAGAUCGCGAAGAAGCGCGGGAUCAGCAUGGCGCAGGUCGCGGCCGCGUGGUCGAUGCAGAAGGAGGGCGUUACUGCGCCCAUUAUAGGUUCGACAAGCAUCAAGAACCUCGAGGAGCUCAUUGCGGCUGUCGACAUCAAACUGACGGAGGAAGAGGUCAAAUACCUCGAAGAGCCUUACACGACGAGGAGCGUCAUCGGACAUGCGUAAGGAGCCUACAUGCCUGCGAAGUCGUCGGCAGCACGAACGCGAACAGACGUGGAUGCGUAGGCGGGCGACGAGCCUGUGUAGGAUUACGUGGGUUGUCAGGUCCAUGUUGGUCGUGACCCUACGUACGAGUGCCAGUAAAGAGAAGAUAUCACACAGCAAUGUAUUUCUAUACUAUAUGACACCCUCACUUCGUCAC
This is a messenger RNA of Punctularia strigosozonata HHB-11173 SS5, 1282 nucleotides long. Its product is annotated as aryl-alcohol dehydrogenase. Lineage: Eukaryota; Fungi; Basidiomycota; Agaricomycetes; Corticiales; Punctulariaceae. Bases 64 to 1086 code for a protein of 340 amino acids. The record is from RefSeq and is a predicted model, not a curated record. The transcript has 8 exons.